AUGACCCCCCCCCCCUCAACUCUCCCCUUGCAUCCCCUUCUCCCCCCACGUCCCCUCGCCGUCCGUCCGCCCAUCAGCGGAGCUGCUGGCGCAGAUGCUGCGCGAGGGGCACCUGCCGCGCGUGGCGGUGUGGAGCGCCGUGGUGAGCCGCAUGGGGCGAGACCCCGCGCUCGCUGCUGCCGCGGUGAGGCUCUUCAGGGACUGCUGCGACGUCGCUGCUGCCAAGAUGCGUUGCUCGCUACUGCUAAGAACGCCCCCCACAUGCGCCCGGACACAGCAGCCUUCAAUGCGGCGAUCAACACGGUGGUGACAGCUGGCGACCUCCCAUUGGCGGAGCGGCUGCUGGGGGAGGGCAUGGCGGGGGCGGGCGUGUCUCCCGACGCCAUCAGCUUCAACAUCCUCAUCAAGGGGCGCGCGGCCCAGGGCAUGCCUGACAGGGCUCAUGAGCUGCUAAAGCAUAUGAUGGCGCAGGGCGUGCAACCCGAUGCAGCGUCGUUCAACUCAGUGGUUGCAGGGUAUGUGGCGUUCGCCUCUGGAGACCUCGUUGCAGCGUUUGAGCUCGUCCUACCCCUCUCAUCAUCACGUGCCACGCGUUUGGCCUCCGUGGCAACAACCGACGAGCUGCGCGCGCUGCAGCUCGAAGAGUCAGAUCCGCCACGCGCCAGCCGCGCAGAUCCGCCAGGCGCGCGCUCCCCCGCUUCGGAAGGUCGCGGAGAAGCAGAUGGCGCGGGGAGGGAGUCUGAGGAGAGGAGCAGCGGGGAUAGUGGUAGCAGGGGUAGUGGGAGGGGAAGGGGCGAGAGUGGGGGGAACGAGCGGGCCGCAUACCGCGGGAGCGCAGAUGAGCUUCCUUCGCUGUCGUCCGUUAUGGCGGCCGCCGCCAGCAUGCCCGCGCAGCGCCCGCGCCAGCGCCAUCGCGCGUCCCGCCCGCCCGCGGUACAGGCGGAGGUGUGGGCGCAGCAGCGGGCGUUGGAGCGCGUGGCGGAGGACGAGGAGGCGGAGAUUGCGCGCGCGCUGGCGGAGCGGCGCACGGACGACGCGGUGAGACUGCUGUGGCGGGAGCGGCAGGCGGGCCGGUGGGCGGGCAGCCGCUGCUGGAGCCGCGCGGUCGCGCAACUGAGUCUCCGCGGGCAGUGGCGCAAGGCGAAGCGCCUGAUCGACGAGGUGUGCCGCGCGCAGAUGGGGGGGCAGGCGGGCGGAGAGGCGCAGCCAGAGCGGGGGGGAUCGUGGGAGCAGCAGUGGUCGGCGGGGAGUGCGGUCGGGAGUGGUGCUGGAGGGAGUGGAGAGGUGUUCAGAGAGGUGCAGGUGGAUGAAGACGCGUUCGGGCUCGCUGUGAUGGCAGCGGCGCGCAGCGGCUGUGCGGCUGACGCCGCGGAGCUGCUGGCGCAGAUGCUGCGCGAGGGGCACCUGCCGCGCGUGGCGGUGUGGAGCGCCGUGGUGAGCCGCAUGGGGCGAGACCCCGCGCUCGCCGCUGCUGCUGUGAGGCUCUUCAGGGACUGCUGCGACGUCGCUGCUGCCAAGAGCGCCCAACAUAUGCGCCCAGACACAGCAGCCUUCAACGCGGCGAUCAAUGCGGCGGUGACAGCUGGCGACCUCCCAUUGGCGGAGCGGCUGCUGGGCGAGGGCAUGGCGGGGGCGGGCGUGACCCCCGACGCCAUCAGCUUCAACAUCCUGAUUAAGGGGCGCGCUGCACAGGGCAUGCCUGAGAGGGCGCAUGAACUGUUGAGACACAUGAUGUCACAGGGCGUGCAGCCAGAUGCAGCAUCGUUCAACUCAGUGGAAGAGGAGAGUGGGAAGCGGAGGGUGGGGAUGGGUCCCAACGUGCGUAUGCUCUCCAUUCUCAUCAAGGGACUCGUCGCCUCUGGAGACUUGACUGCCGCGUUUGAGUGGUUUGAGCGCAUGAAGCAGCGGCGGGACACAUCCCCCAACCACAUCACAUACGCCACACUCAUGCACGCGCUCGUCUCCUCGCCGCCGCACCUCAUCCCCGCUCCCAUCCUUGCCCGCGCUGCUGCUGCUUCUGCCGCUGCUGCCGCCCCCAUCCCUGCUCCUGGAGCCGCUGCUGGCAGCAUGCCCCCAGCUCUGCCCCCACUUGCCACUGCACCCGCUGCUUCAGCUGCUGCUGCUGCUGCUGCUGCUGCUCCUGCUGCUGCUGACUGUGUGGAUUCGCGGGGAGCCGUGGCAUCUCUCAGGAAGCCAAGCGUGUGGAAGGCCGCAGGGCCCAGCAAUGCAGGUGCAGGCAGGGAGAGUGUUAGCGCCGCUACGAAUCUCAAUGCCACUGCCAGCCUUCAUGCCACUGGAAGCCUUAGUGGCACUGGGAGUGAGGCAGGCGCAGGCAGGGGGGAGGCGCUAGAGCAGCAGGGGCUGGGGAGUGACCGUGCUGGUGUGCUGGCCGGGAGCAGCAGCAGCGACAGAAUGGUGGUCCGGACAGGCUCUAGCAAUCUGACAACGAGGGAAAACAGUGAGGACCUAGCAGGUGCAAGCAACCUGGACGACCUGGCAGUGAUGGCAGGUGCAAGCAACCUGGACGACCUGGCAGUGAUGGCAGGUGCAAGCAACCUUGAUGACUUGGCAGUGAUGGCAGCGAGGCAGCUAUUAGAGGAGAUGCGGGCGCGGGGUGUGGCGGGCAACACUGCCGUGCUGAACGUGCUGGUCAAAGCCCACUGCGACCGCGGGCAGAUGCGGGAGGUAGAGGCGCUACUGAGGGAGAUGGGGUGUGGUGGAGGUACAGGUGCUAGGAAGCAGCGGCUGGUGCAAGGCACGCCGUCCCCUGCUGCACGCGCUGCUGGGGAGGCUGCUGACGCCUCUCAGGGUGCUUCUGAGGGUGCGAUCCCCCGUGGAGCGGCUGUGUGGGGCGUGCGGCCCAAUGCUGCGACGUUUGCGACCAUCAUUGCGGCGUGUGGCAGGGCGGGUGCAUGGAAAGGGCAGGCCCUCGGCCACGCCCCUGAUGCCGACCCUGCUCGUGCUCUUUCUGUGUUUGAAGAGAUGCUUGUCGAGGCUGGGAGCGGUGGAGUGCGGUUGGGAGGGAGAGCGGGUGGUGGGGGGAGUGUGGGAGGGAGAGGAGGUGCAGUGGUUAGCGGUGGAGAGGAGUUGCGGGUGGAUGCAGCGGCGUGGGGCGCGGUGAUUGACUCGCAGGCGAGGGCAGGGCUGGUGGACCAGGCGUGGAGUCUGUACCAACGAGCCAAGGCAGCCUCGAUUGCCCCCACGCCAGCCACCUAUGGCAGCCUGGAGCGAUUGGUGGGGGCGGCGGGCAGUCAUGGGGAGGAGAGAUUGGGGUUGGAGGGAGUGGAGGGCGGAGAGGGGAGGUGGGAACUGAUGGGGGAAAGGAGGGAGGGGCGUGGUGAGACAGGAGGGAGCGGGAGCGAAGAGGAGGAGGGAGGGAUGGGGGAGAGUGAGGGGGAGGAGGGCGGAGUGGUGGAGGUGGUUGGAGUGCGUGGGGCGAGGGAGUGGGUGAGGAGCGGGUGGGAGCAAGCAGGUGAAGGGGCCAGCGGUGGAGGGAGAGGGAGAGGGGUGAGGGUGGCAACAGGGAGGAGAGCAGGGGUGGCGGGAGGAGCAGCAAGGGGGGUGGCGGGAGGAGCAGCAAGGGGGGUGGCGGGAGGAGCAGCAAGGGGGGUGGCGGGAGGAGCAGCAAGGGGGGUGGCGGGAGGAGCAGCAAGGGGGGUGGCGGGAGGAGCAGCAAGGGGGGUGGCGGGAGGAGCAGCAAGGGGGGUGGCGGGAGGAGCAGCAAGGGGGGUGGCGGGAGGAGCAGCAAGGGGGGUGGCGGGAGGAGCAGGGGAGGCGGGGACAGCAGGGGUGUGUGUGGACGAGGCAGUGAUGGAUGGGCUCAUGCUCAUCUUCAUGCAGGCCGGGUACUUCCAGCGAGCACUGGAGGUGGUGGGGGCAAUGGAGAGGGCAGGGUUGGCACCUGAUAAGCUCAAGUACAAGCGCAUGCUCAUCACCUCCCUCUCCUCGCGCCGCCACCGUGCCCUCUCCUCCCUCUCCACCACCACCGCUGGUGCCGAUGAGUUUCCGGGGUCACGCGGCUUUGAGGCCUUGAAGUUCUGGCUGGGCCUACCCAACCGCCUGUAUGAGUCUGACUGGAGCUGGCGGGACUGA
Messenger RNA from Closterium sp. Yama58-4, 4092 nucleotides. The record is from the annotation of a GenBank genome assembly. NCBI's taxonomy places the organism in Eukaryota, Viridiplantae, Streptophyta, Zygnematophyceae, Desmidiales, Closteriaceae.